Messenger RNA from Hibiscus syriacus, 887 nucleotides. RefSeq lists its product as uncharacterized. The record is from RefSeq and is a predicted model, not a curated record. The transcript has 2 exons. NCBI's taxonomy places the organism in Eukaryota, Viridiplantae, Streptophyta, Magnoliopsida, Malvales, Malvaceae. The coding region runs from base 209 to 583 and encodes 124 amino acids.
AAAAAAUAAAAUAUGAAAUACCAAACUGAAAAAUAAAGACCAAAUGUAAAAAUAAUCUUUGUUGUAUUUUUGUUUCUGAUUUUCUUUGUAUUAUUCUUGAUUCCUCCCUCAAUUUUACAUACUGUUCUAGGGGGUUUUAUAGCCCCAGUUUACAUGUAAAUAUAUAUAUAUAUAAUAUUUGUUGUUGUUUUCUGAUUUGCUGAUAAGGAUGUUGGGACGUGGAUGGUGCUUAGGAGGCCACGGGUGGAGUUGUCGGAAGCUACUGGAGUGUAGAGGGACAGCUGGGUUGCUUGCUGUAAGUUAUUGGAUGGAGGGGGAACAUCUGUUGUUGCUGGAAGCUGCUGGAAUACUGAUGUGGUGGAGUUGCUGUCAAGAUAAAAAUGGUGAUUACAGGAAAAUGAAGGGGAGACGUACAGUUUCCCUUGUUUGGAGUGUGUUCAAGACAAACUCAACUUGGGAUUUGCCUACAUCUCCUAUCCAUAAUUCUAUAUUUCGGAGUUCAUCCACUAAACUACAUAGAGGAGAGAAGGUCGGUUAUGUACAACACUCAAGGAGCUGUCAGUCGACCUGCAUGUCCCAAUGACAUCCAUGACGGUUCAGCCGGAUUAAAUGCAACUUCUCGACAAAUGGUUCGAGAAUCUCAGCCUCUUCUUCCGGAGCAAAGGCCAUGCAAAUGCUAAGCUCUUGCAUUGCCUUGCCAUAUUCCCGACAUUAUUUUAGUUAUCAAAUUUAGUUCCAUCCAUCAUUACCCAAACCCUCUUUAAAAAAAAAAACCAAAGAAUUUUCGGAAUUCAUACCUGUUAUAAUACAGCAUCAUGCCAUGAUCUCUCGUCAGCGCCCAAUUAUGUGGCUGCAGACUCAACAAUCUUUCCGAAGCCAUGAUAGCC